AAAAACAAGAACUGGCAACACAUCACCGGUUAUUGCGUCAUGAAUCAAGAUGUCUGCUUUCGGUAGAACGUGGAGGAAGAUGAGUUUUUCCAAAAAAUGCUUUAUUUGGUACUAUUCUCAUAGUCAAUUCAGGAAUUAUAGGAUAGUGUGGAAAAUACAGCAAAAUGGUCCUCCCAUUUUAUCUAACUAUGGCUAUCAGCCACAGCUACGACAGUUCAGUAGUCGGCCAAAUAGAAAUUUUAUAUCACAGUUUGUCGAUAAUCUUCGCCAAGAAUUAUCUAAAAACAAAGAAAUGAAGGAAAGUCUUAAAAAAUUUAGAGAAGAAGCAGAAAAGUUAGAGAAAUCAGAAGCAUUACAAAAAGCCAGGCGGAAAUAUGAAGCAAUUGAAUCAGAAACAACUAAAGGAUCACAGCAGAUUCUUGAACAGUUUGAAAUUAUAAAAGGAAAAAUUAAAGAGAGUUUAGAAGAAGCACAAAAGAGUGAAAUUGGAAAGAAAGGUAAAGAAUUAACUGAAGAAUUAGCUAAAUCUGCAAAAACUGCAGCCGAAUCAUUAGCCAAACAAGGAGAACAAAUUGGUAAAAGUACCCCAAUUAAAGUUGUAUCUGAAAGUGUAAAAGCAGUUAAGCAACAAAUUGAUGAAACUGCAUUUACUGGUCCUCGUGUAUAUAAAGCACCAAGUAAACUACAAAAAAGAACAGAAAGAACUCUAACUUCAUCUGGAAAAACUAUUCAAGAGAAUAAAGAUGCAAGUAGUGUUGUAAUGCAUAAAGAUUCUAAAUGGUUUCAGAGUUGGCAGAAUUUUAAGGAUAAUAAUCCCUAUGUAAAUAAAAUGUUUGAUUGGAAGAUGAAAUAUGAUGAAAGUGAUAAUCCAGUAUUGAGAGCAUCUAGAGUGGUGACAGACAAAGUAUCUGACAUUUUAGGUGGGCUUUUCCAGAAGACUGAAAUGUCUGAAGUUUUAACAGAAAUCAUAAAAACAGAUCCUAAUUUUGAUAAAGAUAAAUUUCUAAGAGAGUGUGAAGAUGAAAUAAUUCCAAAUAUAUUAGAGGCAAUGAUUAGAGGUGAUUUAGAAAUUUUAAAGGAUUGGUGUCAUGAAGCACCAUACAAUAUUCUUUCUACUCCUAUAAAACAAGCACAAGCUUUAGGAUAUAAAUUUGAAUCACGAAUACUGGAUGUUAGUAAUGUAGAUUUAGCUAUGGGAAAGAUGAUGGAACAAGGUCCAGUACUCAUUAUUACCUUUCAGUCACAACAAAUUAUGGUAGUUGUUGAUUCAUCUGGUAAAGUUGUGGAAGGAGAUAGGGAUAAAAUCAUCCGAAUGCAUUACGUUUGGGUACUGUGUAGGGAUCAAACUGAAUUAGAUCAUAAAGUGGCUUGGAAACUUAUGGACUUAUCUGCAAAUAGUGCACAACAAUGGUUGUAAAAUGAUGAGCCUUAAAUUAUAACUAGGAGCUGAAGAUUUCAGAAGGCCAGUUAAAUACAAGAUUUAAUGUUCCAGAAAAUAAAAAAUUAGUUCUGGCAGGAGAACUGAAUAUUGUAUCUACACCAAUAUUGCAAUGUCUCAUACUGGAUUAAAAUAUGAGAAUAUUUUAAUUUGAAAUUACACAUGUUAUGUUGUAAUUGUCUGAAUUUAAAUUUUGUAUAGUGCAGAUGUUUUAGUACUAGUAUUUACAACAAUAAAUGUUAAUUUAUAU
Centruroides sculpturatus (bark scorpion) is the source of this 1688-nucleotide messenger RNA. RefSeq names its product mitochondrial import inner membrane translocase subunit TIM44-like. Lineage: Eukaryota; Metazoa; Arthropoda; Arachnida; Scorpiones; Buthidae. The record is from RefSeq and is a predicted model, not a curated record. Gene Ontology annotation, biological process: protein import into mitochondrial matrix. Gene Ontology annotation, cellular component: mitochondrial inner membrane. The transcript is spliced from 15 exons. Gene Ontology annotation, molecular function: protein-folding chaperone binding. The coding region runs from base 50 to 1417 and encodes 455 amino acids.